AUGGAGAGUUCCUGCGGUGAUGAGUUUACAGGUGUACUCGCGGAGUUCGAGCGGGAAAUACGCGGACUUGCAGAGAAACUCGCCGAUGAACGUCAACUGCGGGAAAGAGAAGUAUCCAUAGAUCACAAACAACAACAAGAAAAAGAAAAAGAAGAAAAAGAAGAAAGACAUAUCCAUACAUCCAUACCCACAGGCAUAAGAGAAACAACCAAAAGAAAUACUGUACCAUAUACACCAUCCCUAGUGGGAAAGAAAAAGACAGACGUCACUAUACCACGAACGAAUACUAAUACUAAUAGUAAUAGUAAUAUUUAUAGAAAAACUACUCAUACUAGUAUUAAGCCAAUUACUACUACUACUACUACUACUACUAUACCAACAACAACAACUACUACUACUGUAUAUGAUACUUCCUGUGUACAGUAUGUGGCCUUAAAUAUAUGGGCAACACUUGGUUUCUUUGCACGGCCGCCAAUGGUGCUGAAUGCGGUGAACAGAGAAGUGCAGUCAUCCUCACAUAGACCACCUUUUCUCUCUUCUUCUUCUUAUGCUUCUUAUAGUGAAGAUGAUGAGAAUAAUAAGAAGGAUGAAGAUGAUGAAGAGAGUCUCUUUUAUUUUGUAGCCUCUCUAGAGGGAUAUUAUCAGCGAUGGUUAAAUAAUAAUAAUAAUAAUAAUAAUAAUAGUUCUCCAUCUUCUCUUCACACACUGCAAUCACCCGCAUUAAGUGAUGAAAUGAUUCGACACGGUCUCUGGCAGGUCCUCUUUAACGCCGUAUUUUAUUGUCAAUCACUAUUGGAGAAGAAAGAGACCCAAGAGAAAUCCACUGCUGUUCAUACUUCUUUUAAUUCUCUUUCCACAAAUAGAGAGAACUGUUGGGUUCCCAUAAGACUACAGUGGUGUAAACAAGAAGAAAAAGAAAAAAAAGAAAAAGAAAAAAAAGAAGAAAAGUGUGGAAGAAGACAUCAUGGCAGUCCAUCCUUUAUCACUCAAUUGGAAACCCCACCACCUAUUUCACUAUGGUAUUAUGUCUUGUGUACAUUAGCCCAAUUGGGAUAUACACGAGAUAACUUAUAUACACAAACACUUCUGCGUGGAUCUAUACAUGAAUUACUAUUGGCACUCCUGUGGAUUACAAAGGAAUAUCAACUCGUGACGAUUGCUGAACACGUGCAGCUGCAGCGGAGAUAUCCAUUUCUCCUUCAACGGGUUCCUAUUCCGCAACAAGAACGAACUCCCACAGAUAAAAAAGGAAAAGAAAGAUCUCCUCCUUAUAAUACUACUAAUACUACUAUUACUAGUAAUAAUAAUAGUAAUAGUAAUAAUAGUAAUAGUAAUAGUAAUAUUGGUGGAUCUUCAACCAUGAGAAGAACAGUAGAGGGAAAAGAAAAAGAAGAUAUUGCUGGUGAAAGAUUAUUAAACUGUUUUCCUGCAGCUGUGCCUUGGCCACCAGCCUCCUUUACUGAGAAGGAACACAUUGCCUAUCGCCUCGAGCAGAUUCAACGCAUCUUACCCAUAGAAGAAGUAGAAAAAGGAAAAGAAAAGGAAUUAACACCUAAUUAUAUCUCUAAUGUACGAAUGUCUGAUAUCACUCGUCGUCUCUUAUCUCUACAACGUCUCAUUUCUCUCUCUAUGGAUCGAUUGGAGUCUUCCUUACAUCAACGUGCUGAACAGAUCACCGCACUCGGUUUACACUCUACAUUAGAUGCUCAAUUAUGUUUACCCGCCCAUCAUCAUAUUUAUAGACGACUUUGUUGUGGUCUUCAGCAUCUACGCGGGAUGCAAACACGUGUGCAGGAGACCACACAACAACUCGCACAACUCGGUUCAUUAGUGGCUGUUUGUAUUCGAAGGGAAACACUAUCUCAACAACAACAACAACAACAGCAGAAGAGAGAAGAAAUAGAAUACAGUGAAGAAUCUCUCUUACAAGCUAUAGAAGAUGAUGAAUCCACUUGGAUGCGGCAGAGAGCUCCGAAUGCCGUGGAUGAUCUCUACAGUGCUGGGAGAUAUCCAUCAUUAUCAUCAUCAUCUUCACAAUCUCAAUAUCAACAAGAUCACGAUAUAAAGAAGGAGAAACAACAUAAAAAUGAACAAAUAGAAAAAGAUGAUGAAAGAUGGCGUUUACAAGAUGUGUUCACACGUUUCCGUGCAACAGGUGUAAAGGAGCAAUUGAAAGAUCUCUGGGAUUCCCUGCGCCGCAGAGCACAAGUGCAUGGAAGCGGUAUCUCGCAUCUACACAGUGGUGGUGUGGCUGCCAACACGGAACUCCAACAGGCAUUAGAAGAGAAAGUGCAUUUAAACAUGAAAUCCCGUUAUUCAUUAGACGCCGCAUUGAAAGCCGAGUUGUGUACAUGGCAGAUGUAUGGAGUGAGAGAUCUUCACACGGCGAGGAGAGAUUUACGGAAUAGAGAAGAAGAAGAAGAAGAUGAGGGAGUUGUGGAUAGAGACAGAGAAGGGCAACAAGGACACACCACACAUGUCACUACUCAUUCUUAUAAUAAUAAUAAUAAUAAUAAUAAUAAUAAUAAUAAUAAUAAUAAU
This is a messenger RNA of Trypanosoma theileri, 2541 nucleotides long. RefSeq lists its product as uncharacterized. The record is from RefSeq and is a predicted model, not a curated record. The annotation marks the transcript as partial. NCBI's taxonomy places the organism in Eukaryota, Euglenozoa, Kinetoplastea, Trypanosomatida, Trypanosomatidae. The transcript has a single exon.